This is a messenger RNA of Aspergillus pseudoviridinutans, 432 nucleotides long. RefSeq names its product resistance to Congo red protein. Gene Ontology annotation, cellular component: intracellular membrane-bounded organelle. The record is from RefSeq and is a predicted model, not a curated record. Lineage: Eukaryota; Fungi; Ascomycota; Eurotiomycetes; Eurotiales; Aspergillaceae. The transcript has 3 exons. Bases 1 to 432 code for a protein of 143 amino acids. Gene Ontology annotation, biological process: vesicle-mediated transport.
AUGGGGAUCCUCUAUCAGCGAGCCGUAUGUUAUAUCAACGAUUUUACUGGUACAUGCGACAGCGCCUGGUAUACCUGGGGCCGCUGGGUCGCCUUUGCUGUGAUCGUCGGCGCAGCCUUCAUAAUCUUCUUCCUUCUUGCAUGUUAUAACGCUCGUCGUCGUCGCCAUCGCGGUCUCCGGCCUCAUCCCGGCACCGCUUGGCUUGCUCCUCCUCCAGGCCCUCCACCACCAAAUCAGCCAUAUUACGGAGAUCCAUACUAUCAACAUCAGCCGCCACCGCAGUAUACACCUCAGCCGCAGACACAUGGCUACUUUGGUGGACAACAAACGGGCAUCGAGCUGCAGUCGCCACCGCACGCUUAUAACGCAGGAGGUGACCGAGUAUACCAGCCUCCGCCAGGACCGCCACCUCCAAACGGACCCAAGGUGUAG